AUGUCAGGCGGUAAAGCACACGGUGGUAAAGGUAAAUCCAGUGGAGAUUCCAGUUCCUUAAGGGCACAAUCAUCUUCAGCAAGAGCCGGUCUACAAUUUCCUGUUGGUAGAGUUAAGAGAUAUUUGAAAAGAAACGCCAGUGGUAAGGUAAGAGUGGGUUCUAAGGCUGCUAUCUAUUUAACUGCUGUUUUAGAAUAUUUAACCGCUGAAGUGCUGGAAUUGGCUGGUAACGCAGCAAAGGAUCUUAAAGUUAAGAGAAUCACUCCAAGACAUUUGCAAUUGGCCAUUAGAGGUGAUGACGAAUUAGACUCCUUGAUUAGGGCUACUAUCGCUUCUGGUGGUGUCUUACCUCAUAUAAAUAAGGCGCUUUUACUAAAAGUAGAGAAGAAAACAGGUAUUAGAAAGUAA
Messenger RNA from Kazachstania africana CBS 2517, 408 nucleotides. RefSeq names its product histone H2AZ (gene HTZ1). The transcript has a single exon. Gene Ontology annotation, cellular component: nucleosome. The record is from RefSeq and is a predicted model, not a curated record. Gene Ontology annotation, molecular function: DNA binding; structural constituent of chromatin; protein heterodimerization activity. NCBI's taxonomy places the organism in Eukaryota, Fungi, Ascomycota, Saccharomycetes, Saccharomycetales, Saccharomycetaceae. Bases 1 to 408 code for a protein of 135 amino acids.